Molecule: messenger RNA, 624 nt
Organism: Daphnia magna
Lineage: Eukaryota; Metazoa; Arthropoda; Branchiopoda; Diplostraca; Daphniidae
Product: lysine-specific demethylase 4E-like
Exons: 3
Coding region: 66-518 (150 amino acids)
Biological process (GO): chromatin remodeling
Cellular component (GO): nucleus
Molecular function (GO): histone H3K9 demethylase activity; histone H3K36 demethylase activity
Source: RefSeq, a predicted model, not a curated record
UGUUUAGGCAUCUAACACCGUUGAAUAAAACGUUUCUACCGUUUCUCAAAGAAGAAUUUCGCGACAUGCACAAUCCGGACAACAAGAUGCCUGGUAUUAACACAUGCCAAUUGCUAUUGGGCCACGCCAUGAGCUACACAGGGUGGCAUGUUGAAAACGUCAAUUUGCCGUCCAUCAAUUACCAUCACAGUGGAAAACCGAAGUACUGGGUGGUGGUUGCCGAGAAAUACGGCGUGCUGCUCAAGGAAUUCUUCCGUAAAAACAUUCCUAGUUUUUACGAAGAAUGCCGAUCUGCAAACGAUCCACCGAUCCCCUUUCACUGCUUCAAGCAGUGUAAGGGGGAUUACAUCAUCACUUUCCCAGAAGCCUUCCAUUUUGUGGUGAAUUUCGGCUUGAAUGUGGCUCAAGCGACAAACUUUGCUUUUCCCGAGUGGCUGCCCUUUGCCAAGGCUCGGGAAGGGUGCAGUUGCGUCUAUUCGGAAUCGUUUAUAGCCGUUAGCUCGCGUUUCAAUUUGUGAAGUGUACUGUGUUUUCCAUAUUUUCAUUUUUUUGGCGAAUUCAUUGUAACGUUUUUUAUUCUUGCGGUGUGUCUAUACUUGUACCGAUCUAGACGUCUAUGAAUUA